AUGAAUCUGUCUGUAAAUGCUAUCUACAGUCGUGGGCGCACUGCUACAGCUGCCACUUCAUUCAAGUCGGAAUUGAAACUAAUGCUCAAUGCCGCUCAAGUUUCCCGCUCUUACCGAACAGUUCUAUUAGCCACCAGUUUCUGGCUCAACAUGGGUUACUCCUAUUGUUGUUCCGUUUCGCAGCUAUUAAUAACUCGCAAUGAUGAUUCGUAG
Rodentolepis nana is the source of this 213-nucleotide messenger RNA. The record is from the annotation of a GenBank genome assembly. NCBI's taxonomy places the organism in Eukaryota, Metazoa, Platyhelminthes, Cestoda, Cyclophyllidea, Hymenolepididae.